Messenger RNA from Tribolium castaneum (red flour beetle), 761 nucleotides. It is a transcript of the gene Gem2, whose product is annotated as Gemin 2. The record is from RefSeq and is a predicted model, not a curated record. The transcript is spliced from 3 exons. The coding region runs from base 20 to 742 and encodes 240 amino acids. Gene Ontology annotation, cellular component: SMN complex; spliceosomal complex; nucleus. Gene Ontology annotation, biological process: spliceosomal complex assembly; spliceosomal snRNP assembly. NCBI's taxonomy places the organism in Eukaryota, Metazoa, Arthropoda, Insecta, Coleoptera, Tenebrionidae.
AACAGCAAAUAUUGCAAAAAUGAGUGAUUAUGAUGAAAGUUUUGACGAGGAUGACGAUGAUUGUGGUAUUUUGAAACAAGCACUUCAUGUGGAGUUUCCAGAAAACUUUAAUCCCAAUAAAGUGCCCCAAACCGGUGAAGAAUAUCUACAGCACGUUAUUUACGAAAGACGACAGUGUAAAACUUGGCUCACUGCAGAUAUUGACAGAAGCAAAUUUGUAAAUCAACAAACUUUGAAAUUGGAAGUGGAAAACCCAAUUAAAGGAGCUUCCUCAUUGCUUCCAUCCAAAAAAUGGCAAACACAAAAAAUUGAUGAAUUUACAAGUUUCCAAAAAUUCAUUUGGUUUAAAAUCGAAAAAGAAUCAACGGUGUCAUCAUUUAACGAAGAACAUUUUUUGGAGAAAGUUCAAUCAGAGGAUCCUCAAUUUUCGGAGCUUACAGCCUACACUCAAGCCGCAAAAAUAAGGAUGUUUCAAAUAAUUUCAAAACAUGUAAGUUCAAUACCCAAGGGGGAGAGUAUAGGAAAGAAAACUGGAGCUUGGAUUUAUGCAAUUUUGACACUCUUAGAAAAACCCUUAAGCCCUGAUUCAUGCUACACUUUGCGUGAGUUCGCCAAAAGGUGUUUAGCUGUAAGAGCCAACUUGGAUGAACCUGCAAGUGAGGAGUUGUAUAAGCCGUUAAAUUUAUUCAUUUGUAUAAUAGCCAGGUUUUAUAAUCAACUAGAUUUAGCUGACCCUUUCUGAUUAAAAACAAAAAAAAAUG